Molecule: messenger RNA, 2432 nt
Organism: Cornus florida
Lineage: Eukaryota; Viridiplantae; Streptophyta; Magnoliopsida; Cornales; Cornaceae
Product: probable inactive receptor-like protein kinase At3g56050
Exons: 9
Coding region: 426-2276 (616 amino acids)
Biological process (GO): protein phosphorylation
Molecular function (GO): protein binding; protein kinase activity; ATP binding
Source: RefSeq, a predicted model, not a curated record
CACCGCAUGUCCGUAUCAUUUGAAAAGGUCAUACCCGCCACCUGAAACUCCAACCCUCUCUUCUCCAGUAAAACUUCAUCACCUACAAUUACACCCACUUAUAUAUUUAUACAAACACACAAACACACAUAUAUAUAUAUAAUUUUGGGUUCACACUUCAGUGACUUCACACCCGUUUUUUUGGGUAGUUUACAAAAUACACGGAACUCGUUUUUAAUAUAUACUAUCUCUAUAUCUAUAUCUUCACAUGCUGUACUCGGUUGUUCAAAUUUUGGGUCAUUUGAUGCGUUCGAGCUGUGUCUGAUUCCGAGUCAACCCAGUUCGUGAUUGGAUUCCUAGCUUAAGAACUCGUUUGGGUUUGUCUUGUGCUUGAUUGAUUAGAGUUCGAAUUAAGAAAUUUAGGGUUUUUGGUAGUUAAUGUAGCGAUGAUCGAACUUUUGAGAUUCAGUGAGCAUCGCUUGACGGUGUUGCUGGUGAUGUUGUUUUCGGUAUUUCAGAAUCUGAUUUUUUGUUUGUCUCUCAACGAAGAAGGUUUGGCAUUGUUGAAACUUAGGGAAAGGGUUGUGAGUGAUCCAUUUGGUGCCCUGUCUAAUUGGAAUGAUGAAGUUGGAGUAAUUGAUCCGUGUUGGUGGUUUGGUGUCGAGUGCUCGGAUGGAAAUGUUGUGGUUUUGAACUUGAAGGAUCUCUGUCUUGGAGGAACACUAGCUCCUGAUCUAAGAAAUCUGGUUCACAUAAAAUCUAUUAUUUUACGCAAUAACUCUUUUUCCGGAAUCAUUCCUGAAGAGAUUGGAGAGCUGAAAGAGUUGGAGCUGUUGGACCUUGGAUACAAUAAAUUCAGUGGACCAUUCCCCUCUGAACUUGGCAAUAAUCUGUCACGAGCAACUCUUCUACUGGACAACAAUGAGCAGUUCAGUAACAUAUCUCCUGAAAUUAAUGAGCUCAAAAUGCUUUCUGAAGUUCAAGUAGAUGAGAACCGGCUUUUUAAAGUUCUGCAAAGAUCAUCUAGCAACAAAAGAUUCAUCUCAUGGAACAUUGCUCAGUCCGGAUAUGCAACUCAUCGGAGAUUGCUAAAAGCAUCAGCUAACGAUCCGUCAAAAGGACAAGGAAAGAAAUCGCCACCACCACCACCACCACCAUCACCAUCACCAUCUCCAUCAUCAGAGCCUUCAUCACCUCCUUUUUCUGCCCCAACACCUUUCCCCACACACCAAUCAAGUUCAAAUCGAAAACAUUAUAGAGUUCUAAUAAUGUCGGUAGCCAUAGGGGGCUCUGUGUUGCUAUUCAUUUUAUUCAUUGGUAUAUUCUUCUGUCGAGGCAAUAGGGUGGCUGCUACCAAAUCUUGGGCCUCAGGAUCAAGUGGGCAGCUGCAAAAAACUUUUGUAACUGUUGUGCCAAACCUCAAGAGAUCAGAACUUGAUGCCGCUUGUGAAGAUUUCAGCAACGUAAUUCAUUCUUCAUCACUUGUCACGAUAUACAAAGGGACACUGUCCAAUGGAGUUGAAGUAGCCGUUACAUCUGUUGCAGUUACAUCUGCCAGGGAUUGGUCAAAGAAUCUGGAAGUCCAGUUCAGGAACAAGAUUGACACAUUAUCAAAAAUCAACCACAAGAAUUUUGUGAACCUUCUCGGGUUUUGCGAGGAAGAGGAGCCUUUCACUAGAAUGAUGGUUUUUGAAUAUGCUCCAAAUGGAACACUCUUUGAGCAUUUGCAUAUAAAAGAAGCAGAACACUUGGACUGGGGUAUGCGGAUGAGGAUUAUAAUGGGCAUGGCCUACUGCCUCGACCACAUGCACCAAAUGACACCACCCAUAUCCCACAAAAACCUGAACUCAACCACUGUCAAUCUCACUGAAGACUAUGCAGCCAAGAUCUCGGAUUUUGAUUUUUGGAAAGAAGUAGAUGCUGCUAAGAUGGACUUGCAUCUGGCAAGUAAUGUCUACAGCUUUGGUGUAAUAUUGUUCGAAAUGAUAACUGGCAGACUCCCUGGCUCAGUAGAUGGUGGCUCGCUUGAGGACUCGCUAUCUGACUAUUUGAGAGGGGAAGAGCCCCUCACUGAAAUGGUGGAUCCUACUCUAAAACAUUUCCGAGUGGAGCAGCUUGAAAAACUCGGUGAAGUGAUUAUAUCCUGUGUUCACCCUGACCCAACACAGAGACAGGAAAUGAGAGAUGUUUCUGCAAGAUUGAGAGAGAUAACAGCAAUAGGACCUGAUGCAGCAACCUCAGAACUCUCGUCGCUUUGCUUUGCAGAGCUCGAGAUUAUAUCCAUAGCAUCAAGCUAACAGGUGAUAUUCAGCUUGUUAUUAAAUUUCUUUUGUGUGUCCUUAAUCGGCGAGGCUUGAAGGAAUUGCCAAUAGGUGGUUACAGCUUGUAUCUAUUGUAGGGACAUGGUGGAUGUACAUAAAUGAGAUAAGGAAAAAGCGUACAUAUCUUUCUUC